Molecule: messenger RNA, 2701 nt
Organism: Ceraceosorus guamensis
Lineage: Eukaryota; Fungi; Basidiomycota; Exobasidiomycetes; Ceraceosorales; Ceraceosoraceae
Exons: 1
Coding region: 214-2592 (792 amino acids)
Source: RefSeq, a predicted model, not a curated record
CAUGCACCACCACCUCGACGCUCGCGACUACGACACACUGGCAUGCAUUCGCAUUCGCAUUCGCAUUCGCAUUCGCAUUCGCAUUCGCAUUCGCAGCUCCAUCCAGCUUUUCUGCUUCAAAAGAAUUCCACACGGACACGGCUCCAAUCGUCUAGAAAGUUCGCACGUUAGAGUGGCGCCGGGGUUGAGCAGUGCGGCCAUUGCGCAAACAAGAUGAGCGUGACUGUGACUCGAGCUGGAGCUGGAGCUGGAGCUGGAGCUGGAGCUGGAGUUGGAGCAUCGUCUGCACAAGCCGUCACACCUGCCAUGCGCCAACGUCUGGGCGGACGAGCAGUAGCAAGGAUAGCAUGGAUAGCAGGAGCAGGAGCAGGAGCAGGAGCAGGAGCAGGAGCAGGAGCAGAAGUGUCGGGAGGAGGAGGAGCAGCAGCAGCAGCAGCAGCAGCAGCAGCAGCAGGGAGAACAUCGAACAUUGCUCUCCUGCCUGGCUCGAGUCAGAGUCGAAGCAUCGCCAUCGCUCACGCUGCGAUCAGGCACAUCAGCAGCAGCAGAGAUGUCAGCGGGUGUGACAUUCACCGACAUCAUCGCACUAUCAGCAGCGGCAGCGGCAGCAGCAGCGCCACGUCUCAGUCCCCUCCUCAUCGAGCCCACGCCCACGCCCACGCCCAUGCCCAUGCCCAUGCCCACACUCGGACCCGCGCACUGCACACCUCCAGCAGGCGACAUCGACAGCAGCAAGACCGCGGCAACGACGCAGCAGCUCUCGCUUCUUCCUUUCAACAACCCUUGACUCAUUUCGUAUUGACGCUUUCCAAAAUAGCGCGCAUCAUCGUAGGAGGAGCGUUGGCCAUCGGAGGAUCGUUGGCAUUGGGCUACGAAUUGACGCAUCAAUACAUCGAGUACAAGCUCAUGCCUUUGACCUCCUCUUCCACGCUGCUGCCUCAUAAAGACGAACAAGGAUGGAAUGAAGAAGCUUACGAAGAGAGCUGGACCGCUUUCGAUGCUACGAGCGGCACGGAUGGCAGGUUGGGUUGGAUCGCUAGACACGCUAUACGCGCUGCUUGGGCAGCUUACGAGUUGGGAGGCGGCAUCUCACCCGCCAUAUUUUUCGAGCAGCAAGGUAGGGAGAACAGAUCUUCGCCUGGAAGUCUAUCUCUUGGUCCUUCUUCCCCGCGACAAUCCCUAAAGAUCAGCGAAGCGUUGCAGAACAUAGACGGGAUGAGAUUGGCAGAGCAACACUUGAUCAUCGCUCUUCGCGUAGCCGAAGAAAAGGGAAUCAGGUUACCGGACAUCGUCGCGCUGCGUCUGGCAGGAGCGAGGGACGUAAACGUCCAGGUGGACGAAACGGCAGUGGUGUUGGAGAGAAAAUUGGCUUCCAUUCGCGAGCGGCUGGGCACGCCUCAAGCUCUUCAAGGUGCGCUCGCCACCUAUACCCGCAUUUACGACGUCCUCUCCCAUCAACGGCAAGCUGCAGGCAUGGCCGCGGGUGUCGGUGCAUCCUCGCCCGCAUCGCUGGUCAGGCUCGCAAAAAAGAUUGGCGACCUCAACGCUCUGCUCGGCAGGCCCAACGAGGCGCACGAAUGGUUUCAUCGUGCCGCUUCCUUCUCCAGCACAGGCGGAGACGCGGGCACCGGCGCAGCUAUAGUGGAUGCAGCUGAUGCCGCCGCCGCCGCCGUCGCACCAGCACUCGCUCUCGAUGCCGAUGCGCGUCAAGACGGGUCGCACAGCAACAGCGCUUCAUCCUGGUUCUCUUCUCUCGCUUUCAAAGCUGCUCAAAAGGAGACUUUGGCUGGUGCAGGUCGAGACGUGGAUGGCGUGCCUUUUGCUCCCUCUUCGGAUUCUGCCACGUUCUCGGCGCCCACCUCUGCCAACGCCAUCGGCCCCACGUCUGCCAACGCCGCGCCUUCUCCCGCACUCACUCGAGCGCUCAUAUCGACGCUGUUGAGUCUAUCGGCGCUUUAUGCGCAACAAUCGCACAUCCUACCCGAAGCGGUAACGACGACGGCGCGGGAGGAGGAGAAGAAGAAGAAGAUGCAGCUAGACAGAGCGCUUUCGGUGCAGAUCUCGGCUUUGCGCUUGGCUAGGACGGAAUCUGCUAGGAUGCGAGUGGGCAUGGGAAUGGGGGCCGCGGAUCCGUCCGCGCUUGCAAAGUUUUCGCCGUCGCAUUCGUCGGCAUCGCGGAGGGCAAUGGAGGAGGAGAUGCACGCAUUGUGGAUCGAGCUGAACGAGGGCACCGUAGCGCUGCAUCUCAGCCAAACGUUGUACGCGCUAGAUGGUGCGAGCAUGAGCUCGAAGAAUGCCUUGAGAAGAGUGCGAAGCGCGUUGCUGGCCUCUUUUUCGCGCGAGACGAACGCAACGUCGAGCACGUUCCUGGACGAAGCGCAAAAGAGCGCUUCUUCCAUCCUCCAACACCUCCAAGUCGACGACGACGACGCGGCGCAGGCUGGCUCGCAAAAGAGCAAGGGCAAGCGGCAGCAAGAGGAAAUGCUGGACGGGAAAGCGUAUUCGGAGAUUGUGAGGGAGAGGUUGAGGAGGGAUGCGGGGAGGAUGUUGCAGCAGGUAGACGCUUUGCGAAACUUUAUCAAGCCGGCUUGAAACACGUUCGCUCCCCAUCGCCCGCCCCCCCCCCCUCUUUUGCUUUGUCGCCCCUCGCCGCUUGUGCUGGUUGGUGCAUGCAAGCGGCGCCUGCUCCGACAGGCACGAC